CUAGCAGCCAGUCGAUAUUCUCAAACACUUUUUUUGAUUUCUUGCACACCUGUUCUUAUAAUCAGACAGUGAAUAAAAGUUGACUUCAACGUCUAUAUCACUUUCCUCCAUUGCACGUCUCGCCCCAUUAGAGUUUUUACUUGCUGUGUAUAAAAUAACAACCGAGUAACUUAUUAAUCCUUUGUUUUCUAGGUGUGUUUAUUACUACCUUGUCAGACCCUUUUAUUAUUAAUCCUCUUUUAACUGUCAUUACCAAACUUAUUGUCCUUUUGCAUAGUCUCCCACAAACUAUGGAGAGAUAUCUUAACUACGUUUCUCUUUUUUCUUUCCAUCUUCUUCUCUUCACUCUCUUUAUACACAAUCCAACUGCCACUUCAACAAACACAACAUUCGAAGAUGAUGAUGGUUUGUGUGCAUUGGUUUACUGUGGGCAAGGAACAUGCAAGAAUUCUAAUAAUACUUUGUUGCCUGGUUUUGAGUGCGAGUGCUAUUCUGGUUGGAAGAAGAUAGAAAUUGGUCCUGUGACCUUUCCCUCUUGUUUAAUUCCCAAUUGCACAGUUGAUGUACAAUGUGGUAAUGGGUCUCCACCACCGCCUCCUCCUUCAGCUCCUGUACCUCCGCGACCACUAAAUUUAACAAACCCCUGUAACUUAAUUUGGUGUGGCGAUGGGACCUGCAUGCCUAAUGGAACAGGACACACAUGCCAGUGCAGUGAAGGUUCAGCAAAUUUGGCGAAUAAUAAAGAGUUGCCAUGUUUUCAAGAAUGCUACUUUGGAGCAGAUUGCCACGGUCUAGGGUUGGGUAUGCCAAUUUCCACACCACCACCACCAUCUAGCAAUUCGGGCUCUAAGGGUAAUGAUACACCACCAAGUGCUUUGAACUCUGGUGGCAACGGUUCAUCAAAAGCAUCAAGUGUUGGUGAAUUAAUUGUGACAUUGUUAGCAGCAGCUUCCCUUACAUUGCUUUAGAGAUCAGACAUCAGCAACAGAAGAUACUCCUGAUAAAUUAUUUUCUUCAUAAUUUAAAAAAUACACAGGUUGAUAAGAGAAACAGCUUCACAAACAUGUACUUGUAAUACAUAUAUACAUAUUGUUACUCAAAAACUCAUGUAUACUUGUUUAUCAGCUGCAAUAAUUACUAGCUAGUCCUGUUCAAUUAAUGCUGAUUAUUAUCAUCAAUAAACCAAAUUUGGCUCA
This is a messenger RNA of Jatropha curcas, 1196 nucleotides long. RefSeq lists its product as uncharacterized. NCBI's taxonomy places the organism in Eukaryota, Viridiplantae, Streptophyta, Magnoliopsida, Malpighiales, Euphorbiaceae. The record is from RefSeq and is a predicted model, not a curated record.